UAGCUUGGUAAUUUUAUUGUGACAAUUAUUCGUUAUAAUAUAUUCUGCACGAAAAAUUAUGACAUUUGAUUCGAGCUGUCCCAUAGUGACAGUUCCACAUUGUUGUUCUUUCUCUCUCACACAUUGAGAGUUCAACAUUUGGCACUUGGUUUGGCUUGGUUUGGCAAAGUGAGCUGGCUUGGUUUGGCUUGGUUUGGCUUGGUUUGUUUUAUCAAAGAAGCUGACGAAAUUUAACUUGUUUUCGUGUAUAUUUUCAAUAUAUUUAGCUGUGAUUGUGGUAUUUAAGUGUUAAAUAAAGUUGUGCUGUGAUUACUGUGUGCAAAAAGUGUAUGUGCCGGUUUAAAAGUGUUUGAUUGCCGUGGAUAGUGUUGUGAACCAGAUCGCUGGAAUUUAUCGUGAAGCCGUGUAAAAAUGGCAUAAAAAAAAAUGCGAAUGGAUGGCAGUCUUUCGAAAAAACGCCAACAGUAUUUGGAGCAGUUGGAACGCGAAGGGGCAAGCGGAGCAGCACCAACCGAAUCUUCCGGGUCCAAGCGGAGUAACGGCGUAGCGGACAGGAGCCGAAUCUCAACAUGAAUGUUGAUGAAUCUAACGCCGAAGCGGAGCUAUGUGCGUCUGACGGCGAUGGUGGCUAUGGUGACAUGGAACGGGAAGCCGAAUUCGAUUUACAGGAGGAAAAUGAUUGGCAGGAAGAUGAGGAAGAUGUGUACAUGGAAAGAGAUACAAACUACCAGUUUUUUGACAACAUAUCGCUGCAGGAAGGACUUCGUUAUGUUGCCGUAACGAAAAAUCUGUCCCGAUCUACGGUCAACAUGAUUCUGGGUCUGUUGCGAAGAAAGCUGAAGCUCUGCCUUCCUGCUGACGCUCGAACCCGCUUAAAAACGUCCACCAAGGUCGGGAUGGAAAUCCAACCAAUCUUGGGUUUUCAUCGAUGGAUUACCCCUUUACAAGAAUUCGGCAAGGCAGUUAUGGCCGAUUCUAUUUAAGGUAGAGGAACUACCAGAUGCACCGGUGAUGCAUGCCGGUGUAUUUUGUGGAUUCACAAAACCGGAUCACGUGGAAGGAUUUUUGUGGCCUCUCGUUGAUGAAGUAAACAAGCUUCAAUCAAGCGGCUUGCGGUUCGGCGACAAGACGGUGGGUGUUAAACUUCACAUAUUUAACGCUGAUUUACCCGCCCGCUGCUCUGUCAAAGCUACCAUAAGCUACGUUGGCAAACACAGCUGUCAUAAAUGUACAUGCGUGGGAGUACAAGAAGAGAAAAAAGACAUUUUUGAUGAUGUGGAUGCUGAAUUGGAUGCUGAAUUUUUGAUGAUGUGGAUGCUGAGGAAAGCUUUAAAGGUAGGACGGAUAAGGAACAUCACACAAGUUGGAAGUCACCUUUGGAAGAUGUGGUGGGUUUUAACAUUGUAGAUCAUAUAAUCAUAGCAGAACGCAUGCAUCAAUCAGAUUUGGGCAUUUCAAAAAAAUUAGCUAUAGGAUUUCUUGAGCAUAAAUUUCCCAAAUUCCCCAAAUGGACAGAGGCUUCCAGUAGAAUUCAAUAGGAGAUUGCGGCACGUAA
Molecule: messenger RNA, 1555 nt
Organism: Anopheles gambiae (African malaria mosquito)
Lineage: Eukaryota; Metazoa; Arthropoda; Insecta; Diptera; Culicidae
Exons: 5
Coding region: 570-983 (137 amino acids)
Source: RefSeq, a predicted model, not a curated record